Exaiptasia diaphana is the source of this 1714-nucleotide messenger RNA. RefSeq lists its product as uncharacterized. The record is from RefSeq and is a predicted model, not a curated record. Gene Ontology annotation, biological process: potassium ion transmembrane transport. NCBI's taxonomy places the organism in Eukaryota, Metazoa, Cnidaria, Anthozoa, Actiniaria, Aiptasiidae. The transcript has 7 exons. Gene Ontology annotation, molecular function: ligand-gated monoatomic ion channel activity; delayed rectifier potassium channel activity. The coding region runs from base 27 to 1565 and encodes 512 amino acids. Gene Ontology annotation, cellular component: voltage-gated potassium channel complex; membrane.
AUCUCACUCUCUCGAUAUUUGUCACAAUGGUGAAAAUUCAAUUCAUGGUUCUUUUUUACCAAUUUUAUCUGUUCACCAUUGCCUUUGGUUCUGCGCCAUCUAAAGAGUGUUCCUCUUUGGAAGUGGAGUUGUCAAAACCUGGUGGCAACUGUAUAAUGAUCAAUACGACUUCGUCGGAAACAGAAAAAGGCARKUYAGACCCAAURGUGUUUAUUAAUGUCGAUUGCCCGGACCACAUUCAAAGUUAUUGGCUUAAUCUACCACCAUUUGCCUUUAAAAACGCAUCGAAUCGCAACCAAACCAGACCCUUUGGUGCUUUUGUUGAUAUCAUCCAAACCUCGCUAACCGUUUGCUGCACAAAUGCAAAAGAAAGACAUUUUUCGCCGAAUAUUACCUUCGACGACCUGCCCACCAAGAGCAUCAAAGAACUUCAUCAGAAAAUAUCAAGCAUGAAAGUAUCAGGCUCUAAGAAUUACAUGGCAAUGCCGSUGAAUGUUGACAAGUCGAAAAAGUAUCUUGGAAAGUUGVAUUCGUUGCCUGUCAUGGUGUCCCCAGCAGACGUGGUUCUUGUCAAGAAGUCUACUUUUGAAACGAGUGAAAACAACAAACUCUGGCAAUCAAUUCAGGGUGUGUUUUUAGCGAUCUUGCUGGCUGUUCUCCUUUCCUUGGUUGCAGGUGUUUGCAUUUGGGCGUUGGAAACAAGAAACAACCCUGACGAAUUCCCAAGAUCCUUUGCUCGAGGAACAUCUGAGGGAUUUUGGUGGGCGUUUGUUACCAUGACAACAGUAGGCUAUGGAGAUCGCACACCUAAGUCUCUGUUUGGACGUCUAUUUGGUAUUGUUUGGAUUGUAUUUGGUAUUUCGUUGUUUUCUAUCGUGACUGCGGCGAUGACCUCUGGAUUAAUGGCUUCCCUUGGCAAGGAAGACUUGGUGAAAAUCAGGGGAAAAGACGUCGCUGUUUUGGAGGGCAGCCCCUCUGUCAGUAAAGCAAUAAAAGCAUUUGCCAUUCCUAAGGUUUAUUCAGACCUCGAGUCCAUGAGAAAAGCGUUGUUGGCAGAAGAGGUGGAAGCGAUUCUUGUAGAUAUGUUCACAGGUUUCUACUUGCUUCAACACUCGAAGGACAAACUUCACGUMGGMAACCUUUUGGAAAACCCUCAGUACUUUGGAAUCGUAUUUUGGAAAAAAACAGACAAUACCAAUUACGAWAACCCAUUUCCAUCGACUACAACAGACUGCCUCAAAGAACUACUCCAAAAUCAUGAACGAGAUGUUUAUAAGGUGAUGGACAAGUACUUUGAAAGAACCAAAAAGAAAGUGAAACCCAAAGAAAACGUUGGUUUGUUCUCAAUGAAUUCUCCAUUCUUCAAACCUGUCUUCGUUGUCUUGGGUGUACUUUGUGGCUUAAUACUUGUCUUUGCSAUGGUCGAAGUACUGAUCAAUCGUACAAAAAUGGCCGAUGAUCAAAUCAAAGGUGAAACAGCAAUCCACCGAAAAGAAGAGUGCGGAUUAAAGCAAUUAACCAGCAAGGAACAGUCAAAGAUAUCGAAAAGUACUGAACUGCUGUAAAACAAUGAUAAAAAAUCAGCAUGUCAAAAAAAUCUAUAAUCUAUUAUGCAACAUAAGAUAACGUCUUAAUUAAUUCAUAUCAGGUGCAAUAUAUCAAGAACAUUACAAGACUAAGAAGAAUUAAAUACUCAAUAAACUGUAAAACAGUA